Messenger RNA from Blastomyces dermatitidis ER-3, 455 nucleotides. RefSeq lists its product as uncharacterized. The record is from RefSeq and is a predicted model, not a curated record. Lineage: Eukaryota; Fungi; Ascomycota; Eurotiomycetes; Onygenales; Ajellomycetaceae. The transcript is spliced from 2 exons. The coding region runs from base 45 to 455 and encodes 136 amino acids.
CGUGACUUGCAGUAGCCGGGAGCAACUUCCAAUGGGCCGGACCAAUGGCCGGAGGGUCCUCAUCCGCUAUUCUUCUUCUUCUUCUUCUUCUUCUUCCAGAGAACAUUCCGUUGGAGGACCGGACCGGCGAGAUGGAGGAACAGCAGCAAGAGGAUGAUGAUUAUCCGCAUCAUCGACACAGCUUCUUCUGCGUCAUCGAUCGCAAGCGUAUCGAAGUUCCUGUAUUUUCGGUUUCGGAGGGAGGCGGGCCGGGAUGGGGCUUCAUCGUCUCCGCCCACUGCGCCUAUCCUAUGGGGAGGGGAAGGGAGGGGAUUUUUCCAGGUGAUUCCAACGAGUGUGACGGCGACAAGGAGGAUUUGGCCCAGUCCAGCCAGUCCAGAGACGUUCCGGAUUCCGGGGCCUGUGGGACUGGAGGCCGGAAUCCUUGGAAAACUGGGGCUUUCACACAAAGCUAG